Molecule: messenger RNA, 2120 nt
Organism: Harmonia axyridis
Lineage: Eukaryota; Metazoa; Arthropoda; Insecta; Coleoptera; Coccinellidae
Product: tetratricopeptide repeat protein 39B-like
Exons: 10
Coding region: 178-1935 (585 amino acids)
Molecular function (GO): protein binding
Source: RefSeq, a predicted model, not a curated record
UGUCAAGAAGAACAGACCCCAAGUAGUUCGAAUGUUCCAAUGAAAGUUGGAGUCAAAUCAAGACAAUUUAGUAGAUGUUAUAGGUUUGUUUUGUAUCCGAAAAGGUUUAUUUGUUUAUUGUUGGGAUGUUUUGAAUGAGUGCUUGGCGCGUUUAGAUCACAUCGUUUGUAAGAGAACAUGGCAUCCCAUUCAGAUGAUGAUGACCAGGAUGUUGAUGUCGAUGAGUUCCAAGAUGCUUGUGAUAAUUCAAAUUUUCCGACAUUACCAGAAGACAUGACAUUGGACAAAGCUAUGGCCGAAGCUCAAAAGGCAAUCACCUACUUUUUCAAUAAUCAAUUUUCAGAAGCUAGAAAUAUGAUGAUUCCAUACGCAGACAGCAGCAUGUAUCAUGCUCUUGGAAACUCUGUAUUCUUAUAUUUGGAAGCUUUACUUACUUUCGAUCCUCAAAACAUACAAGCAGCUUCCAAAGCUUUGAAAGAUUCAAUCAGAGUAUGUAACCGAUACAGAAAAAAGAACACAUUGGGCGAAUCUUUGGGUAAGAUGGUGCGUAGAAACAACUUUGACCAAUUCACUGAAGAGGAAGCCCAUGCUGAACUCUGUUACGCAGAAUGCUUAUUGUUGAAAUCAAUGCUCACAUUCAUCGAGGAUGAAACUUUGGCCAGUUUCAUCAAAGCAGGAUUCAAAAUUAGAUCCUGCUUCAACUGCUAUAGAGACUGCCAACAAAUUCUCAAUAAAAGAAAUUGGGAUGCCUCUACCACAAAACAACAUUUCGAAGGAGGUGUCAUGAUGGGAAUCGGAACAUUCAAUUUAAUGAUCUCCAUGUUACCAGCAAGAAUCAUAAAAUUGCUGGAAUUCAUAGGCUUUUCUGGAAACAAAGAAUUGGGGCUGAACGACUUGCAAAAAGGAUAUCAUUUAGAAGGCAUACGCCAAAUAUUAUGUAUAAUGACUCUAUUGGGUUAUCACCUUAUGGUGCUAUACAUUGUGAGCCAUUCUGAGGGUGAUCUUAGAAUAUGUGAUGAAAUUUUGAAGAAACAGCUUGAGAAACAUCCAAACGGGGUUUGGUUUCUGUUCUUCAAGGCUAGGAUGGAGUUUAUGAAAGGUAAUCUAGACCUAUCAAAAGAAUGGUACUUAAAAUCUUGGCGCUCUCAGAAUACAUGGCCACAAUUUCAUCAUGUAUGUUUUUGGGAGCUACUGUGGGUUGAAAGUGUGAGAUGCAAUUGGAAGCAAGCACUUGAAUAUAGUAAUCUUUUAAUAAAAGAUAGUAAAUGGUCUAGAACAAUAUACAGUUACCAAAAAGCAGCUAUAAUGUUGAUGAUGGACGAUAUCUCUCCUAGUGACAGAGAAAUAAUCAAUAAUCUCAUGAAAGAUGUACCGAAAUAUAAACAACGUAUUGCGGGGAAAUCCAUACCUAUGGAAAAGUUUGUUAUAAAAAAAGCAGAGCGGUAUUUCAAUCAGCAACAAAAUCUAAUCUUGCCAGUUAUAGAAUUAAUGUAUUUAUGGAAUUUAUUUAAAGUAUUCAAACAAUUUAACAUAACAGACAGGGUAUAUAAAUUGCUGGAAAAGACAUUAGCUAGUCUGCCUUCCAACAAUUCCAAGUCAAAAUAUGACGCAGACAAUAGAGCUCUCAUCCUCCUAUUACAAGGGGCUUGUCUGAGAAGAAUGGAUAGUCCUCUUCAAGCUUUGGACUGCUUGGAGAAUGCUAUAGCUUUGCAAAAAGAAAUUGUGGAUGACAACUAUCUGAUUCCUUAUGCUAUUGUUGAAUUGGCCCUCAUCGAAUGGGAACAGGGUAAUCGAGAAAAGGCUGUUCUAGCUCUAGAAGAUGCUCGGAAAAACUAUACUGGAUAUUCCAUGGAAUCAAGACUACAUUUCAGGAUCCACACAGCUCUAACAGAGUAUAAACCAGAAUUGAAAAGCUCUCAAGACACUCAUUUGUGAAAUUGAUGUUAUUUUUGUUAUGUUUGAUACUACUCAUUAAAUUUUAUUUCGUUCAAUGUUAAUGAUUUCAUAUCUUUUAAUAAUGUAGUUGUUCCUAUAAAAGGUCAUAGAGCAUUUAUUGUUGUGGCUGUGUUAUAAUUUUAUCAUUGAAACUAUAUAAAUUAUCGAAGGCGUUUCUUUUAAAA